CAGAACCCGGUGCUGCAUGACCAUGGCAUCAAUAGCUAAAUUGGUUGGGAAAGUGGCGCUUAUUACAGGGGCCAGUUCUGGUAUUGGUGCAGGGACAGCUAUCUUGUUUUGUAAACUGGGAGCGGAGGUUGCCAUUACUGGCAGAAAUGUAGAAAAUUUGUCCAAAACAGCAGCUGAGUGUGAGAAAGGAAAUGGAAAGAAGCCAUUUACCCUUUCUGGCAAUUUGAACGAUGAAGAUUUUGUGAAACAGCUUGUUGAUGAAACAAUUAAGCAUUAUGGAAAACUGGACAUUCUGGUUAAUAAUGCAGGAAUAGUAAAACCAGGAACAAUAGAAACAACAUCGCUAGAGCAGUAUGAUGAGGUCAUGAACAUCAAUGUCAGAUCUAUUUAUCAUUUGACUAUGCUUGCAGUUCCUCAUCUCAUUAAAACAAAAGGAAACAUUGUGAAUGUAUCCAGUGUGAAUGGAAUUCAAUCAGUUUAUGGAGUUCUAGCAUAUUGCGUGUCAAAAAGUGCUUUAGACCAAUUUACAAGAUGCACAGCCAUAGAGUUGGCUCCAAAACAGGUCAGAGUCAACAGUGUUAAUCCUGGAGUGAUUAUCACGGAGAUCCACAAAAGAGGGGGAAUGGAUGAGGAGGUUUACCAGAAGUUUCUAGAGCACUGUAAAACUACACAUGCCUUAGGACGGCCAGGCCACGUGAUUGAGGCUGCUAAUGCCAUUGCCUUUCUGGCCUCAGACAGCGCUUCCUUUAUCACGGGAGUAAUGUUGCCAGUAGAUGGUGGAAAACACAGACUUGUGGAUCAUAUGCCGACAAAAUAUAAAGGCAUAUAACUCCAUGAAAAUACCAUAGAAUCAGAGCUCUUGUGCAGUGUGCAGAGAGUUCUAAAGC
Saccostrea echinata is the source of this 887-nucleotide messenger RNA. Its product is annotated as 3-oxoacyl-[acyl-carrier-protein] reductase FabG-like. Gene Ontology annotation, molecular function: oxidoreductase activity. The transcript is spliced from 10 exons. Bases 17 to 829 code for a protein of 270 amino acids. NCBI's taxonomy places the organism in Eukaryota, Metazoa, Mollusca, Bivalvia, Ostreida, Ostreidae. The record is from RefSeq and is a predicted model, not a curated record.